AUGGGCUUCUUCCAGAACAAGAUGUCCCGGAACGGUAAUGUCCGGGACGCUCUGGCGAAGCUUCGAACGAGGCACAAUGCUAUCAUUGAACGAAGGAAAACCGAACGCGAAGCCGCAAAAGCAGACAAGGCAUCCACGCUUGCUAGUUCUUCUUCUCCUUCUUCUUCUCCUGCUGGAAGCGUAAUUGGCAGGAAUAGCUUGGCGGAACUCGAUUCUGUGUGUCCCAGACAGAGUAACAAUUCAAGUGUGGCGGAACUCGAUUCGGUUUGUCCCAAGAGUCCCUCCAAAACUAAAUCUGCCACCAAAACUGCUUCUAAAAGUACCAAAAGUAAAAGCAGUACGACCAACAACAACACCACCAACAACAAGAUACCUUCGGUUGCGGAAUGGUUGCUUUGGGGAGAUGACGAAUCCGUGAAAGUUCCUCAGACUCCUCAACCCAAUCACACCACCAGACGAGUGAAUACUAAACCAACAAAUAUUAGUGCUAAUCUUCCUCUGCAACGAGGAUCCUCUGCCUCGCCGGUUGCCUCCAAGCGCUCUCCACAAGUCGAAAGGAUGAUUCCUGCAAUCUCCGAGAGUCACAGCUUUGACAACAGCCAACUCGACAGUCACUUUUACUCGGAAUUCACGGACGAUUACACCGUCGAUGAUUCCUUGGCAGACGUGACCCUGGCAUCCAGCAAGGAACCUGGUCUCUUUGCGCAUGGUCUCAUGGCUGUGGGAGAACUCUUCACCGGUGCCCCCUCCACUCCUGCAGCGACUCCUUCUCCGCAACGAAGGAGGAAAUCCUCUCGCAGUCCUCGAAGGAUUGACGAAGGAGACGAUGAGUCCGAUGUUGACGAGGAGUCGACUCAAGCCUACAGUACCUACGCCAAGGACGAUUCAUGUCUGACUGGAAAAUACGCUCGUGAUGAUCAGUCGGCUACCACUGCCACCACAGCUUCCUCCUCGCCUUCUGCUGGCUUCGAUGCUGUCCCUCCAACGUCGCGUUGGAAUGGUCGACGAAAUGCUCCAGUCAAGUACCACAACAUGACCAAUGUCAACAUCAUUGAAUCCUUUGGUAUGGAAGUCGAAAUGUCACUGGAAACGGUGACUCGCAUCGAGAUCUAA
Messenger RNA from Cylindrotheca closterium, 1113 nucleotides. NCBI's taxonomy places the organism in Eukaryota, Bacillariophyta, Bacillariophyceae, Bacillariales, Bacillariaceae. The record is from the annotation of a GenBank genome assembly.